Cladophialophora immunda is the source of this 931-nucleotide messenger RNA. RefSeq lists its product as uncharacterized. The transcript is spliced from 2 exons. Bases 88 to 894 code for a protein of 268 amino acids. The record is from RefSeq and is a predicted model, not a curated record. Lineage: Eukaryota; Fungi; Ascomycota; Eurotiomycetes; Chaetothyriales; Herpotrichiellaceae.
UAAUCAUAAUUCAGACUCCUUUCCUUUUGUUUGCGCAACCAUUUCACCGACCGAGGCCUCGACCCAUCGGCCUGCUCAUGACAAGGAAUGCCAAAGCAGCCAUCCAUCGCACGCCGAGUUCAGCGACCCGUCCCCUACAGCCUACGAACACCAACGACCAUGGUCACCAGCAUGCCUCCGACCAUGGCUCCAUGGAACCCCCCUCCAAUGCAUAGUCUGCAUUACGCAGACCACAGCCUGCAAUAUGGCCAACAACAGAUGAUGUCCAACUAUCUCCAAUCCGUCCCUAAUUCCAUGCCCCCUGUUCCCCACAUGCAGAGGGAAGUGAUCCCGCGCCCGGGCCAGAGUGGUCCUUGGAAUGGCGAGGAGGACAAUAUCCUCUUGGAUGCCAAGGGUCGAGGAUUGUCCUGGGAGGAGAUCCACAGGCGCUACUUCCCCAACAAGUCGGCCAACGCAUGUCGGAAGCGACACGAGAGGGUGUUGGCCAAAAUGCGCGACACCGACUGGGACGAGGCAAGGAUCCAGAGGGUGACAGACGCGUACAACCGGCACAGGCAUUCCAUAUGGCUACCUCUCUGCAAGGAACUUGGAGAGUCCAUGUCCGAUGUGGAGAAAGUGAUGUUUCAACAGGGGCUUCGAAACCUGAGGAACCCUUCUCGCCCCAGCCAUGCACGAAAUCGAUCACGAGCAAGUUCUGGUCAGGGAGGUGUGAGCGACUAUGAACGGGGCUCAUCACUUGACGAACAAUACGACCAUACCGACGACAGCGGGAUCAGCCUCGGGAACACCGUACAUAGCCGACGUGCCAGCGAGAUCACGACUGGUCUAUCGACAGAAAGUCUUCCCCCAGUCAACCGCCUUCUCUCCGAGACUGGAUACGGGUACACAGCAUGAACACAGCUAAGACGGGGCUGGUCUGGAACUGAAAAAG